CUAAACUGAUCAGUGAGGCGUGGGUGUACAAUCACUACAGAUGGAUUGUUUGGAAGCAGGCCUCCAUGGAAAAAUCUUUCCCUCAAGCAAUGGGUGGCCUCUGUCUCACCCCAGAACAGGUUCUUCUACAACUCAAGUACAGAUAUGAUGUAGAGGUCGACCACAGCCGCAGGCCAGCUCUGAGAAAGAUCAUGGAAAAGGACGACACAGCAGCCAAAACCAUGAUUCUCUGCGUUUGUGAGAUUGUCUCCAAGGGUCACCUUCUAAACAGACUGAGUCGCAGUGACACUAAGAGUCCACAAGGUGCUGAUGCCAAGGUCGAAGCUCCAUCUGCAGUCGUUUGGCUGACAGAUGGUUGGUAUGCCAUAAAAGCCCAGCUGGAUGAACCUCUGACUGCCAUGCUUCACAAAGGUCGACUGGCUGUCGGUGGCAAGUUGAUCAUCCAUGGGGCUCAGCUGGUGGGAUCACAAGAUGCCUGCUCCCCUCUGGAGGCGCCUGAGUCUCUCAUGUUAAAGAUUUGUGCCAAUAGCAGCAGACCUGCACGAUGGGAUGCUAAGCUGGGAUUUCAUAGGGAUCCACGGCCAUUUCUGCUUCCAGUCUCCUGUUUGUAUAGCAACGGAGGCCCCGUGGGUUGUGUUGACGUCAUCAUACUGAGAAGCUACCCCAUACAGUGGAUGGAGAGGAAACCAGAUGGAGGUGUUGUGUUCCGUUCUGUUCGUGCAGAAGAGAAGGAGGCGAGACGCUACAACAGCCACAAACAGAAAGCUAUGGAAAUUCUGUUUGCCAAGAUUCAAGCUGAAUUUGAAAAGGAGGAGAAAGGGAAUAUCAAACCUCAGCGGAGAAGAAAAACAAUGAUUCAUCAGAAUAUUGCAAGUCUGCAGGAUGGAGAGGAACUGUAUGAAGCUGUGGGAGAUGACCCGGCUUACCUUGAGGCUCAUUUGAGUGAACGACAGUUGGAGACUCUUCAUAACUACAGGCGUUCCCUGGUGGAGAGAAAGCAGGCUGAGCUGCAGGAUCGAUAUCAUCGUGCUCUAAAAGCCGAGGACAGUGAAGGGAGCUGUCCCAAACGAGACGUUGCACCUGUGUGGAGACUCUGCAUUGCUGAUUCAAAAGACCAACCUGGCAGUGUUUACCAGUUGAGUCUUUGGCGGCCCCCAUCAGAUCUUCAGUCAUUAUUGAAAGAAGGCUGUCGAUACAAGGUCUAUAACCUCACCACUUCAGAUGGAAAGAAACGCAGCAGUGUUGAAACUGUUCAGCUCACUGGGACAAAGAAAACACAGUUUGAGGAGCUACAGGCUUCCCAGGAGUGGUUAUCAGCACGUUUCCAGCCAAGAGUCUCAACAAAUUUUGUGAAUCUUCAAAACCCAGACUUCCAGCCACUGUGUGGAGAGGUUGAUCUCACAGGAUACAUCAUCAGUAUCAUAGAUGGACAGGGUUCUUCUCCUGUAUUUUAUUUGGCCGAUGGGAACCUUAACUUUGUGAAAGUGCGCUGCUUCAACAGUUUGACUCAGUCUGGUCUGGAAGAUGUGGUAAAACCAAAUGUCCUCUUGGCUCUGAGCAACCUGCAGCUGAGAGGUCAGUCCAUGCAUCCCACUCCUGUUGUGUAUGCAGGAGAUCUGACUGUCUUCUCUACAAACCCCAAAGAAGCUCAUCUUCAGGAAUCCCUGAGCCAGCUCAAAAAUCUGCUCCAGUGCCAUGAGAACUUCUUUCAAACUGCUGAGGAGAAGCUUUCACUUUUAAUCAGAUCUAAUGGCCUGAGUUCCAUCACUUCUCCUGCUCUGCAACCCCAAACCCCAGCGUCUGCAGUGGACAAAAGACUAAACACAAAAACAAGUGAUACUUUUCAGAAGCCAAUCAGAAGCCUUGGAUCUUUCACACCUGUCAACAGGAACCCUGCAGCAGCAACGUCUUCAACAGAAACGGACCAAAGAACCCUGAAAAGAAGGAGAGCUUUGGACUAUCUGUCUCGUGUCCCGUCUCCACCACCUCUCCCUCAUCUGGGCUCAGUGGGUUCACCUUGUGUUAAUAAGACAUUCAACCCCCCACGGAGGACUGCGACUCCAAGCACUUUAAAAGCUGUACGGACUCCAGCUCACAAACCCAAGAACUCACUGGUUGAGGAUGAAUGGGUGCAUGAUGAGGAACUGGCUAUGAUUGAUACUCAGGCAUUGCAUGUAAUGACCGUCUACAGUGUCGCUGCAGUCCUGCUGGAGGCGCUGGCGGACCCGCUCUCUGGUUCAUCCACUCUUAUGAACACGAAGAAGACGUGUGACGUCACUUCCAUGUCUCAGACUGAAUUCUCCCAUACGACAUCUAAAGUAAACCCCGGUGAGGGUGAAAGUGCGGAAGACUGUAGGGACGACUGCAGUAGUCCAGACAAAAGCAAGAGGGACCGCGUAUUAAAGGAGGUAGGACUCACCAGCACUGCAUUCAUCGGUCCAGCAUUUCCUCCAGUAACAACCACAGCCAAGUCUGACAUUGAAGACUCUCUAAGUGAGUUUUACAAAGAGCUUGGGAAGAUCGAUACACUAGAUGGUGCUAAUGGUAACCCGGGGAAACAAGAUGGAGGCUUUGUACAACCACUCAUAUCUCCUGAAUUGUCUAAAAGCAAACAGUCUCAGCAUGUACUUGAGGAGAACAUUCUUAGCACAAGAAACUCAGAAACCACAGAAACAGACGGCUACCAUAGAAGUAGUGGAGGGAAACAGUCAUCCUGGUCUCACUGGUAUCACAAUGAACCAUACUACCCCAGACGACCGAGGCCAGGCUUAGACCUGAGCUCUAGUGAUGGUGUUUCUAACCAGAACCAGUGGCAUUAUCCUCCACCAGCGAACAGGCCACCGGAUCCAAGAUUUCACAGACCGCCUGUCUCUCAUCGACCACCACCACCUGCAUUCCCAAAUCCACGAAACCCGCCACCGCAUCUGAAUCCUACCUUCGCCAGUCCAGGCAUGACAAACCAGUACAAAAAUGAGUUGCAUUUUCCAGCAUUUUCCAGCUUCCCACCGCCCAGUGUGCGCAGUCACCCCUCUCAGGGCUUUCACAGAGAUUCCCCACAUCACUUUGACAGGGACGAACAAGCUUGCAGCUAUGAUACACUCUCAGAUGAGGGAACCGACAGGUGGUCUAGAGAUAGAAAGGAAGAAUGGUCUCAGUAUGAUGCCGAUUUUGAGAGGCAGCAGAGAUUUGAUGAACAUGAAGUAUGGGAGCGAAGGCAUCAUGACCAACCCCUUGAGGAUACUCAUACAUACCCCCCAGCCUUGGUGUUGAUCUUGAUGAGGGGAUUACCAGGAUCUGGAAAAUCAACAAUGGCCAGGGAGCUGCUCUCCACUGGUCCCAGUGGGAUCAUUUUGAGCACAGAUGACUACUUUGCAUACAAAGAUGGCUACCACUAUGAGCCAGGUCUUCUUGGAAAAGCACAUGAAUGGAACCAGAGGAGAGCUAAAGAUGCUCUGCAUGAUGGCCGCUCUCCCAUCAUUAUUGAUAAUACAAACAUCCAAGCCUGGGAAAUGAAGCCAUAUGUCAAAAUGGCCCUGGAACGAGGAUACAAAGUGGACUUUUGUGAACCUGACACCAGAUGGAAAUUUGAUCCUUACGAACUAGAGAAGAGGAACAAACACGGAGUUCCUCAUGAGAAGAUCGCUCAGAUGCUGGAUCGUUUUUCAUUUCCCAUUUCCAUAGACAUUGUCAUGCGGUCACAAGAUCCACCUCAUGUGAACCACAGGCGUCACCCUGAGCAGCCACAAAUGAUGAGGGAAACGCAAGAUUUCUAUUAGUUUCUACAGGGACUGAACAGCCAAAUCAUUUGCCUUGAACUCUUUUAUGCUGGUGUAAAUAUUUUUAGCUUCUGUUUAUACAGAUUUUUUAAUAUACUUUUUUCUUGUACAUUUAUGUAUAAACAGAAGAGAUUUAUUUUUUGAAGACGCUACGGUUAAUUUGACGUGUGUAAUAUCUUUGAUAGGAAAUGAAUCCGCAGUAUUUUUGUAUUUCACAUUUGUCCUUUUGUAGUUUGUGUGUUCGGUCCAAUAUGCAACAACACAGAAAACCAGAAGGUUGUCCUCAGCUGCCCCAAGUCAUUGUCCUGUCUGAAGCGAUUACCAGUUAGUUGUUAACAUUGUUUUUGGCGUCUUCUGAUUUCCUGAAAUCCCCUGAAAAACUCCAACUCUGUUCUGGUCAGCCACAAGUUUCAGAAGCAGUUGAUCUUUUUGGUUAUUCCACUACAGAGAGGUUUUCUGCUGUUGCCCGCAAAGCACAUAAAAAGGCAAUUUUCAUUCUUCCUCCAGGAAGUGACUAAUAUCUUCUAGUGCCACGUUUAAUUUUAUUCAACAUUAAAUUGAUCCUGUUUAUUUAGCUCCUGACCUCAGCACUCAGGAGUUUGUUGUGUAAGGACUUUUUUAUACAGCUGUAUAAUUAGAUACGCUGUGUCUGCAUUGAUACUGUUGUGUUUUUGCUGUUAGGUCUCUAUGGUGGCAAGUUGUAUUCUUUCACAAAUCAGUUUUCAGAGGAAAUAUUUUUACAUCAGAUAAUAGUAGGUGCCUGUCAGCCAAGGAGAAAAGCGCUUUCUUAAGUCUUGAUGAAUUGGACUGCUAUGUUGCCAAUUUUUCAAGACAGUCUGCUUCCCAGAUUAACAGUGAAAGAGGCUGCUGUAAUUCUCCUCUUCACACUGGCUCUUCUUAAUGUGUUUUCAAGUUCAAGUGACGGUGGACUAAAUCCGCAGUUGUCAGACUACCAGAAACUAAUUGGAACGCCUCAACAGUUGGAGUUAGACAAAUGAAGCAACACUAUUUUUAGUACAGAAGUCCAGCCAUGUGUUUCCCUGUUUAGCUGCGGUGAACGGAUAACGACAGAAAACAGAAAUUUUCCACUGAAAUGACUGCGAUUGGAGGAUAAUCACUUGAUUUGUCGACCGCAGACUGCUGAAAAGAUUCGAGUACGUUGUUGCGCUGUGGAUUUAAUUGGAUGCCUUACACUGAAAUCAGUCUAAACAUAAGGAGUGAUAACUGUACUGGUGCUCAGAUGGAAACGAGUAUAAGAAAUAAUUUAUGGACUGAAGCAAUAAUAAAUUUACAAGAACUUGAGAACACACAUUAACUAUUCUGGCACAUACUGACUUUCUCAUGAGACCAUUUGGCCAAAGCAGAAUAAUCUCAGCGAUCCUGCUGCAAAUUACUGCCGGAAACCAGUUUAUGGAGACCUUCAGGGCUCCGAUAUGAGAAGCAGUGAGUGUGCAGACGUCUUUGUCUGAUAGCAUUCAUUGCUGCGUCUCACAGGAAAUCACAUUUUGCCUUUCUAUUCCCCCCGGCGUUCAUUAAAGCAGCGCACAGAGGUCCUGUAUUGUUGACUUGAUGUUUUUCCAAGCGGUGUUCUGUGGAAUUAUUUCCACAGGAGUGGACCUGAGUCUGUUUGGAAUCCUACGUGUUGGUUGAAAUCUUUACGUCAGUGUGUUAUUUUAUUUUACAUAAGACACAAGGGCUUUAUUAGCGACAUGGUGGUAAUUUUCUGUGGAGCUUCGUGUGACAGAUCUGGGUUAACUUUCUUGUUCUCUGCUUUACAUUAUGCAGACUCCACUUGUUUAAAAAUAGCUCACUGACAAUUGGAAGCACAUAAAGUAAGAUGUGGUUUUUUUUCCACCCAACGAUGUGCUGGCUUUGGCAAAGAGAAGAUGACAAAACAGGAACAUUUCACAAUAAUAUCUCAGGAGUCAAUGUGAGUUUGGUCAUGUCGUGGUGGUCAUUUUAAGACUACAGGUUGUUACAUGUUGUCAAGCAGAUGUCCUUGUUCUGAUCACCUUUCUUCUACGUCACUGUGGCUCUCUUACCUCUUCUAGUGUUUUCUCCUCCUGAUUUUUUGAAACCUCUCCCAGGCACGUCACCUCAUUCUGCAGUGUUUAGACUGAUGUUCCUCCAGCCAGUCUGAGACACGCAGGUUUCAUCGUUCUGUUAUCCUGACUGCGCUUCAUUUUUCAGUUAGAUUUUUUUCCAGUUGCUUUGCAAAGUGUUUCAUUCAUAAGCUGUCGAGAAUCAAUCCUCCCACAGCAGUUCUUUUUUUUUUUUAUAACAUUAAAACUCGAGUGAAUGUUUGAUCCGUUUCAGUAGAUAAACAUUAUUCUUCUGCUUUUGCCUUGUAAUUGGGUUUACUGAUAUAUUGACCAGACUGCAGUGUUCAUUAUACUUUUGUCUGGAGGUUUAUUGACACAGCACUGAUCUACCGAAUCCAGCAACAAUGGAAACAUUGUGAACAUAAUUGAAUUCAGAUCAUUUGUGACAAGACUGUAGAAAAUAGAGCUUAGAAAGAAUCAAAAAGAGCUGCAUGACUUGGGAUUCUAGUUGUCUGAUUUGCAGCAGGUACAAGAAAGCAAAUAUUGAACAAAUGCAAGGAAGGGCUGUUUUCAUUUUGGCAUGACAAACACAUUUAUCCACAAAGUGAAAUGAUGGAUAAUGCUAAGCUGAUUUUCAUUGCAGUCAUCCAUCUGUCAGUAGUUGCCAACAACUAAGAAUUACGUUCACAACACGACAGUAAAAACCAGUUUGUAAUUUCCUGAGCAGUUUCUGGAACCCUCAGAGAUAUUAAAUUGUCGUUGAGUUUCCUAAAAUUUAAUAUCAAGCGAGUGUCCAUGAACUGUUCUGUGUGGCUGGUUGUUAUUUUGAAAAGAAAUCUGUGUGAAUGAGCUAAUGCAUCAAUCGUUGACAUUUUUUAGCUUUUUCGUCUGAUAAAUAAAAGCUUUUUGAAUCUUG
Molecule: messenger RNA, 6734 nt
Organism: Stegastes partitus (bicolor damselfish)
Lineage: Eukaryota; Metazoa; Chordata; Actinopteri; Pomacentridae
Gene: n4bp2l2
Product: NEDD4 binding protein 2-like 2
Exons: 17
Coding region: 66-3776 (1236 amino acids)
Biological process (GO): double-strand break repair via homologous recombination; regulation of DNA-templated transcription
Cellular component (GO): nucleus
Source: RefSeq, a predicted model, not a curated record